Molecule: messenger RNA, 2598 nt
Organism: Rattus norvegicus (Norway rat)
Lineage: Eukaryota; Metazoa; Chordata; Mammalia; Rodentia; Muridae
Source: RefSeq, a predicted model, not a curated record
AUGGUAGGCUAUGACACCUACCUGAGAGGCUGUGGCUACCAGAGGGACCCAGCUACCGCUGAGCCUAGCAUGGCCAAUAUCCACGUGGCUGAGCAGGUGUGGGUGGGGAAACUGAGGCUGAGCCACAAUCUGUCUGGAAGGCCAUGGUGCAAGGCCAUUUUUGCUGGCUACAAGCGAGGCCUCUGGAACCAAAGAGAGCACAGGGCUCUUCUUAAAAUGGAAGGUGUUUAUGCCCGAGAUGAAACUGAGUUCUACUUAGGCAAGAGGUGUGCUUAUGUGUACAAAGCAAAAAACAAUACAGUGAUUCCUGGAGGCAAACCAAACAAAACCAGAGUGAUCUGGGGAAAAGUAACUCGGGCCCAUGGAAACAGUGGCAUGGUUCAUGCCAAAUUCCGAAGCAACCUUCCUGCAAAGGCCAUUGGACACAGAAUCCGUGUGAUGCUGUACCCAUCCCGGAUUUAAACUAAUGGAGAGUAGAUAAAUAAAAGAUUUGUGCUCUUGAAAAAAAAAAAAAGAAAGAAAAAGUAUCGGGUUCUAAAAACCUGUUUAGGAAGCCGAGCCUAACAGCUUGUGCCUUUAAUUCAAGCACUCAGGUGGCAGAGGAAGGUGGAUCCAGAUUUCUGAGAGUUCAAGGCCAGCCUGGUCUACAGAGUGAGUUCCAGGACAGCCAGGGCUACACAGAGAGACCCUGUCUGGAAAACCCAAAAUAAAUAAAUACAAACAACUGUUUAGGAGUCGGAAAGACAAGUCAGGGAGGAGUGGUGGCAGCCAGUGAGCUGUGGACCUGAGUUCAGUCCCUGGGACCCGCAUGAUCGAAGGAGAGAGCCGACCAACCCAAAGUUUGUUUAUGACUCCCACACACGGGCGGAGAUGUACACACACAAGCGGAGAUGUACACACACAAGCACGCAUGCACACCCAGCGGCACAUAAAUAGUUAAACUCAAUGAAUUAAAACAAAAUGGCCAUAGUCGUACAAGGCCAAACCCCAUUAUCAAGAAAGAAACGUGGUAGAAACCCAAAGAAGUUGUGGAACUGGAACUGCCGUUCCACCAGGGUGGAGCGAAGCCUGUGGCCGGCUAUGUAUAUGUUUUCCUUUUGAAACUGUCUCAGGUAGCCCAGGCUGACCUCCAAUCUGCAGUGAAACUGAGAUUGACCUUGACCUCCUGAUAUUCCUGCUUCUGCCUCCUCAGGCGUGACCAGUGGGCACUAUCACCAUGGUUUAUGGGGUUCAGGGGGUGGAACCCCGGGUGGCAUGCAUGCCAUGCCAUGUGAGUGCUCUCCCCAGUGAGACGCAGUCUCCCAGCCCCUCCAUGAGCUUCAGAGUGCAGCCGAGACCUUGACUCACCGGCAGGACUCUGGCUAUGGCUGAAUACUUAGGGGGUAGGAGGUGAUUUCAGCUGGUGUGGUGGAAACUCAGUCUGGAGAAACCUGGGCUAAGGGAAGGGCCUAACACCCCUCCUCCACCUUAGAAGGUGCCAGGGCCUCUAUUUCAUGUGGGGUCAGUUUCUACCCCUCUGCCUCUGUCUCCUGUCUACAACCGGUCUCAGAGUUCUGUCAAUAAGCCACUGCUUAAUUUACGACUGUAUUUUUAGCGUUUUAAUUUAAAAUGAUGGAGAGACUACAGAAGGGUACAAGGGACCAUUCAGGACAGGUCUGGUGUGCUGGCCUGUCAUCCCAGCUAUGAGGCUGAGGACAGGGGAGCUGCAGUUAAAGGCUCCCGAGCCCCACACUGAGGAUUUCUCUGUAUAGCCCUGGCUGCCCUGGAACUCCCUCUGUGGACCAGGCUGGCCUUGAAUUCAGAUAUCCACCUGCCUCUGCUUCCAGAGCACCACCUUCUGCCCUGCUCAAGGACUUAUUUCAGCAAGCCUUUGUUUUAAAAAAUGCAAAAUAGGACUGGGAGUGUGGUAGGGUGGAGCGCGGUCAGGGUGGACCCCUAUCUAGAAUUCCCCAGUAACAGGCUGGGGGCGUGGUCAGGGUGGAGGACUGUCAAGAAUCCCCCCACCCCCACCCCCGCUGAGGGGCUGGGGCGUGGUCAGAGUGGAGCCCUGCCUAGAGUCUCCCAGUGAGGGUGUAGGAAUGAAGUUCUGGAAUUCAUCUAACUUCUAAAACAAAAAGGUAAAACCUUUAUGCUAAUCAGAGCGUUUGGCUGGCUGGUCUGAGCUUUUUGAGACAGGGUUUCUCUGUGUAGCCCUAGCUGUCUGGAAACUUGCGCUGUAGAUCAGGUUGACCUCGAACUCAGAGCUCUGCCUGCCUCUCUCUGCUUCCCGAGGGAGGGAUGGGAUUAAAGGUGUGUGCUACCAGCCCAGCUGGGGUGAUCAGAGUUUGAAGUGAUCCUGGCCCAGAGCACAGCAGGCAAGGAUUGUGUUUCCAGGACUUUAAUUUUUAGUUAAACACCCUUGGGUCUCCAGGCUUAGUGAUGCACACCUUUAUUCCCUGCACUCUGAAGGCAGAGGCAGGUGGAUUUCUGUGAGUCCAUGAUCGGCCAGGCCUACAAGGUAAAUUCUAGAACUUUUAUGGGCUAUGUAGAAAGACACUGUUUUGAAACCUGUCCCCUGCCCCCUUAAAAACAAAAAACAAAACCAAAACAGCGGGGGGG